Xiphias gladius (swordfish) is the source of this 4348-nucleotide messenger RNA. RefSeq names its product protein Jumonji-like. The coding region runs from base 452 to 3151 and encodes 899 amino acids. The transcript has 8 exons. Lineage: Eukaryota; Metazoa; Chordata; Actinopteri; Istiophoriformes; Xiphiidae. The record is from RefSeq and is a predicted model, not a curated record.
CGUUGUGGACGCAAAAUAAGCGAAGAGAAAAUUGCUCAGCGACCGUAGUUAAAACAAUACCCGCGCACUGAAAUACAGCCGGGGCUGGCCUUGGUUCUGAAACGGCGGCCCACAUGACCGGAGUGGUGCAGCCUUCCAGCUCUAAACAGCCGUGCCGGUGCCGACUCUAAGCGGUACACCGAGCUUAACGGCUCAGUAAGGUGAUAAACGGCUCACCACAGCCUGUGGUAUGUUUCGUGUGACUCGUUGUUCGAGGAUUUGUUAGAAAGUGCCAGUGGCUCCGUGUGCCAUUCACUCAGGCUGUCGGUAUGCUCACGAUGUAGGCCGGUAAUUCUGCUGGAGGACAGAGCGGUGGAAUUUCUACACCUGUAGAGAAAACACAGCAAGAGAGUCAAAGGCCAAAGAAAGAGACUUCUGUAAUUCAUGUGCCCCUUAGUCUCUGCUGGGCAAGAUGAGUACAGACAGACCCAAACGGAAUAUCAUCAAGAAAAAAUAUGACAUCAGUGACGGGAUGCCAUGGUGUGAAGAACGUCUGGUCCGCAAAGUUCUUUUCCUCUCCCUCAGGGAAUUCAGAGACACACACCGUACCACACACAAACAAUCACACAUACACACACGUGCACACAACCGCACGUCGAGAAAUACACUCCUACAUGCUCCGCGAAAGGCACAGGCACUACCCAAUACACACACACAGAAAAACACACGAACAAGACAGAGUGUCCAUGUGUCACAACAAAGAGUGACACACAGACCACCACCAAACACACAUACACAGAAAAACACACACAGUUCACAAAAUAUGCACCUUUCAAAACACAUACACCAUCAUGAACAAAACAACAAAGGGCAAAAAACUAACUUGUCUCAGGACUCACACACACCAGAAAAUAAAUGUACCUACACACUACAGAAAAUGCAAACACAGUCAAAAUUAUGUACAGGGAAAAUUACAAACAUUGUACAGCCUACAGACAUACAAGAAAAUACACACACAUUCCAGAAGAAUUCUGUAUCAACCAGGACAUUACGCUCACACAAAACACAAAAUACCCUGUCGCUGCCGAACUCGAAAUACACAGAAAAUGAAAAACACGCACACAGUACUCAGCCCAAACACUCAAUGAAAAACACCAGCACAUCUGAAAACACAGAGACAUUGCUGAGCACUCCUGUCCCGGCCAGGACUUUGAGAUCACACACUCCCACCAGCCUCAGUGGCUCCCUGGUUAAUGGCAUCAGCCGGUGGAGCUGGCCCUUACAGACACGCCCUCAACAGCGCCGCCCUGCCAGCAUGCAUCGGGACAAAGAUGACCCUGCCAGCAAGAGACCAAGGCUGCAAGCACAGAGGAAGUUUGCCCAGUCCCCUCCCAGCUCUCCAGGACCACCACUGUUGAUGACAUCAGCACGGAGUAACCACAGCCACAACCUGGCCGUAGUCACCUGUCUGACCCGGCGUCGACCCAAGACUGAGGAUUUCUUGUCUUUUCUCUGUUUGAGAGGUUCAGCAGCGUUGCCUAGCAACAUGGCCUUCUUAGCAAGUGGACGAGAGAAGGAGCCAGCUGACUCUCAGCAUCUUACUUCCUGUCUUUCCACCAAUCACAGGACUGCAGCUGACGGGAAGAACAUGAGCAUAUUCAGUAGAACAACAGUGCAACAGGACUCUAGGUCUCUGAGAGGGAGGCCUGGAAGCUCUGCAGCAGUCAGCUCUUUCUGCCCUCUAACUGCCCGAGCACAAAGCAGAAGAGAGAGAGAGGAGAGAGAGGAGGAACAGCAGAGGAGGAGGAGAGAGAGGAUGGAGGAGGACAGAAGAGAGGGAGCUGAGAGACACCUCCUGAGACCUCGCCAGCUCUCCCUACAGGUCAGGAGGGCUAACAAGGUUGCCAUGGUGACUGGACUUGCUCAACAAAGAACCUCCUGUGUAAGGUCAGUCCCUCCCUUAAAGCCUAGCGCAGGGGUUGGCAGCAGACGAUCCCCCAGGCCCUGCACAAGGCCUAGCAAUACCUGUAAACCAAGAGGCCAUACCCAAAGCAGACCCCAGGAAACCAACAACAAACACCUCUCCCGGAACAGCAACCACCAGCUGCCUCGCAAACAGCACCACCGAAAGGUCUCUAACUACUAUAGCAAUUCCAAGACAUUCAGUAGUCUCCAGAACUCAGGAAGAAAUCCAAGCAGGACUCCAGCUCAAAUACCAUUGACUAAUGGGUCAGUCAUCAGACAGCUAAGUGAGAACUCUGGGAUCCUGAGGUUGUCAAGAAGGAGGAGAGGCCUCCCACCAGACACCAGCCCUGCCCCUCUGAAUCGUGUUCCUUUGGACAACAACUCAUCCAAGAAGUGCAGAACAUUGGAGUACAACAAUGGUGAUUUCUCACUGGAGAGUCACUGCCCUGUUGGUGAAAGCAUACAGAAGGAGGCCAACAGUGAUAAAGAUGUUGAACAGGAGUAUGUGAGCCAUAUGGGUAAAACCACUGGCAGCCAUGAUGAAGAACUUAGACAAGACAGAUGUUGCUGUGUUGGAGAGAUGAGAAUUCAGAGGGCCACUUGUGUUAGGGAAGAAAUACAUGACAAGGCAAAUGUUGGAACGUUGAGUUUGGUGAGCGUCACUGCUCUGGAACCCUCUCAAGAAAGGAUUAACCUUACCAAUGUCAUCACCAACUAUGACCUCAGCCCUGUCAGCGAUGUCAUAUGCAGACAUGUGAGAGAAAAAAGGCUCCAGAGAUAUCAAACUACUUCAUCCACUAUCCCUAAGCCAAUUACCAGGACUACUGAUUCUAGGACUGUUGCCAGAGCCGCUGCUGCUAGGACUACUGUAACUAAAGCUGCUAUCAACUCAGUGACAUCUACGUACAUACACACUGACCCACCAGGCAGUUAUUCUGUAAAGCACACUGCUAAGGGAACUAACAGAGGUACUGGCAAGGACAUUACCAAGUUUACUUCACCAGCCAGCAGUUACUCUAUCCAUAAUUCUAAAGGUGCUGCAAAAGACUCUUCCAAUUGUACCACAGAAGACUUGACCAAGGACAAUGCACCUGUCAGUAGCUACUCUAUCACUUCCAAGGACUCGAAAAAGGGCCUUACCCAGACCAAGUCUACUACCUCAGUUAUUAAGACCAGGACCAGCCCUAGAAUCCUUUUGAAGCGCUAAUUAACAUCUUAGCUACAUCUGAAAACGUUCACAGAUUCACUAUUCACUAUAUUGAGAACUGAUAUUAAAGACUAUUAGAAAAAUAUUUUAAACAACAUUGGAUACUGUUGAUCAUAUUCAAUGCAUGAUGAUGGUUGUUGGCUGGUGGGAUAGCGAUGUAGUGACUAUGGCUUGUUCUCUACAUUUGUCAGUGAUUGUUGUGGGGUCAUUUUAAAAAUAAACAAAUAAUUGGAAGACACAGCAUAAUGGCAGACAUGUUGUAUAGUGGACUGUAUAGUAAAAAGUCAUCGAUUUCUGAUACUUUCCUGAUGAAUCUGAAAUGGUAGUUUGAUAUUUUUUAUUAUUCACAAGGAAAAGGCGCUGGUUUUAUCAAAGCACAUACAUUAACUUGAGUCAGUCUGCUGAACAGUUUUCAGUAGCUAACCUAGAGAAAGCUGUCACGCAUACGGCUGUAUGCCUUUCCUCUGGUGCUUUUUGGGAGGUCUUUGGCAGUUAGCUUACAAUACAGUCCCUAGAAUCAACAUACCUACAGCCAUUUCAUUUAAACGGGAGUAAUCUGUUCAAGGUCGUCUAGAUCAAUAACAUAAAAGUCAUAAGGGUUAUUCACCUAAAAUCCUCCCCAGAAUUGAAGGAUAGGUUCAGUUUUUUUAAGGUCUGUCUUAAAAACAUACUUACAUGAAAAAUGAAACAGGAUUUACUUGUGGUAAUCUUUCCUCCUGUUCAUACUGUACAUUAAAAGAUCCUUUCUGAAAUUGAUUUCAGUAUAAGCGAUCGGAGACAAAAUCCCCAGUUCCUUGCAAAGUAACUGUGUCUAACUCAGACUGCUGAACCCUUAUAUUAACUUGAUGUAAACUUUGGAAUGUAUGUUUGAACAGAACAAAGAGCGUGGCUGUUCCUAUCAUUUUUCAUUGAAUUCAGAUUAAGAAAGGUUGGAGGAAUGAUUACGGCAAACAAACCCUGUAUCAGCAUUCAUAUGGGCAUGCAAGUAUUGCUUUGAGACUGAGUUGAAAAAAUGUGAACCUGUCCUUUAAGAAUUCAGCAGCACAUACCAUAACUACAGUGGAACUAGAGACCAUCUUGCGAUGGGAUUACACCAGCCUCGAUGGCUGUCAACAUGUUGCUGUUCUGACCCAUGGGUACUCAGUAGUCAUUACUACAUUAUUACAUGAGCUUAUAUUUAGUUUUGUUAGUAUUAUU